Diuraphis noxia (Russian wheat aphid) is the source of this 3003-nucleotide messenger RNA. RefSeq names its product F-BAR domain only protein 2. Gene Ontology annotation, cellular component: plasma membrane; clathrin-coated vesicle; clathrin-coated pit. The record is from RefSeq and is a predicted model, not a curated record. Gene Ontology annotation, biological process: clathrin-dependent endocytosis; clathrin coat assembly. NCBI's taxonomy places the organism in Eukaryota, Metazoa, Arthropoda, Insecta, Hemiptera, Aphididae.
GCCACCUGCCUUUCGAUUUUGGAAUGACCAGCUCCACACGUCGUUCAUCAUGACUGUUGACUUUUGCGACUAUUUUUGGGGCGAAAAAAAUAAUGGAUUUGACAUUUUGUACCAUAAUAUGAAACAUGGAUUGAUUGCCAAUAAGGAUCUAUCAGAUUUUUUAAGAGAGAGGACUAACAUCGAAGAAACAUGCUCAAAAUUACUUGCAAAGUUAGCUAAACAAACAAGUAGUAGUUCAAAUACAGGGACAUUCAAUCCUUUAUGGCAAUUACUUCGUCUGUCUAUUGAGAAAUUAACCACAAUACAUAUGCAGAUGGUACAUAAAGUCUGUGAAUUAGUAAAAGAUGUUACUAAAUACACAGAUGAAUUGCAAAAAAAACACAAAAAUGUAAAAGAAGAACAAAGUGGAACUUUAGAUGCUGUACAAGCCAUCCAGUCAACUACAUUAGCCUUACAAAAAGCAAAAGAUAUUUAUUUACAAAAAGGUGGAGAGUUGGAUAAACUGAGAAAAGAUAAUGCUUCUGCCAAGGACAUUGAAAAAGCUGAAAUAAAAUUAAAAAAAGCUCAAGAUGAUUACAAAGUGUUAGUUGACAAAUAUAGUAAUGUAAAAGAAGAAUUUGAAAAAAAAAUGAAUGCAGCGUGCAAGCUUUUCCAAGAAGUUGAACAAUCACAUCUGAAACAAAUGAAAGAUUUUCUCAAUGUCUAUACUGAAUUAGUUGAAUCUAAUCAUGAAGAAAUUGGAAAAGUGCAUGUUGAAUUCAAAAAACAAUGUUUAGAAAUGACUGUGGACAAACUAUUGGAGCAAUUUGUUUUAACUAAAUAUACAGGAUUAGAGAAACCAGAAAAUAUCGAAUUUGAGGAAAUUUGUCUCAAUAGCACUUCUAGUAGUUUGAAUCAAGUUCCGGACUCAUCAAGUGAUUCAAAAUCAAUUCAAGGAACCAAUUCACCAGUUUUCAUGAGUACGCCACAAAACUCAUGUGCAGCUAGUGUAGCAUCUGAAAAGCCUUCAACGGCAAAACGUGAAGGUAAUUGCCGUGUAAGGGACCAGAAAGAUGCUACCAAUUACCAGUCCUCCAGAGCAACAUCCUUACUCAAUAUAUUCAUCUCCAACUCCCAUGGUGCUUUUUCAAAAUCAAACAGAACUGUCAGUUUAAGUGCUGAUCACACAGCUUAUUCACUUCCUCAGAAUUCUAUUCGUGGAUCAAAAUGGUUUUUAAGGAGCAGACGAGACAAACGCAAAGAAAAGAAAACUAAAAAGAAAAAGGAUUCUAGUGGUGAAACAAUUGGAAAGGAAGAUAAAUCUGAAAAUGAAGAAAAAGAAGAAGAGCCAAAAACUAAUGCUCCAGAAAUAGAUGAUGAAGGAUAUUGUAUUCAGCCAUCGGGACAAUGGACUGUCGACAAAGAAGAAACAUUUGAUUCCUCUUCUGAUUCAGAUGAAGAAAGAGAUAAAAGACUACAUGUUGAGAUAAAACCAUUAAGCAAUGGGGCAGGUCCAAUCAGUGCAAGUGUUGAUGAAUUAAGAGCUACUGUUGAAAACAUAUCAUUAUUACCUUUAGGAACACAUACUUUAAAGAAUCGACGAGGAUCUGUUAACGAUGAUGGUACCAUGAAACGUUCUAAAUCUGUUUCUCAACAAUUGAAUACUGUAAAAAUAAGUAAUGAUUUGAUAGGACUGAAUUUGUUUCAACCCAAUGAUCCCACUCCUAAUCCAGUUCAGCAGAGUAAUUCAAUGAAUAGUCCUACAUUAUCAUUAACUAAUAAAUCCAUUUCUCCGCCAAAUGUUUUUCCUGUGGUUUCAAGAUAUGCUGCAGAUCUAGGCGACUUGUUUUUUGAUGUUGGAGAUGCUCAACAGUCCACUCCAAAACAGGGACCUCCGUCAACCACUCCUCCUGUGUGUUCUAUUUCUAUUCCUCGUCCACCUUCACGACGCGAGAACAAUGGGCCCCGUAAUCAACUUAGUCCAAUAAGCAUUGGCAGAACAGACAGUGUGUCAAGUCUUGAUUUUCGAUCUUCCGGAGUUCUAGGACCAUCUAGAGGACCAUCUCCAUUAACAAUUGGAUUAUGUGAUUCCAUUCCACUAGCUGUUGCUUUUCAUGAAAUAAUCCAUGCAUAUUUCAAAGGAUCAAAUGAAUCAAGGUGUCAAGUAAAAAUGUUUGGAGAUAUGAUGGUAUCUUUUCCUGCGGGUAUUGCAAAUAUUUUAGCAAAUAAUCCGAAUCCAGCAAAAUUAACAUUUCGAUUGAAGAACACUGCUCGGGUGGAAAAUAUUCUACCUAACAAACAAUUAGUUAUAACGGAUAAUUCGUUUACAUACACUGAUUCAACUGUUUAUGAGUUCAAUAUGCUUGCUCUAACUUCAUUAUUACGUAAACAAUUUGAGCAAAAUCCUGUUGCAUCUUACUUUAAUGUUGAUAUUCUCAAAUAUCAAGUAAAAUUGCGCAAUACUGCAGCCGCUUCAUGCCCGUUCCAAUUAGUUUCAUUUUAUAAAUGCAGUAAUACUUAUACAGAUCUUAAAAUUGGUUACAAGUUUAAUAGUCACUCCAUGAGUGUUCCUUCACCUUUAUUGAAUGUUACUGUUUCUGCUAAUUUAAAUUCAGCAAUACGUAAUAUGCAGUCCAAGCCAACUGCCCAAUGGGCUCCGGAUACAAAAACAGUAAGUUGGAGGUUUGCAGAACUCGCUCAAUAUUCUGAAAGUCAAGGUUCUGGUUCACUUAAAGCAAGAUUCGAGGUUGACAGCUUAUGCCCAAUAUCAACUAUAGUAACUCAAUUCAAUUGUGAGGGUACUACAUUAUCCGGGCUAGAAUUUGAGCUAGCAAGUAGUGGUUAUAGAGUUUCAUUAAUCAAAAGACGUUUUGUUGCUGGUAAAUACAUAUGUGAUGGCGAACCAGAUCCAAAAAGCUCUACCCAACAUUCCACUGUGUCAUCAGAUUGUUAAUUGUCAGUUUUUUUUAUUAUUUGUUUCCAUUUGUAUUUUUUUCAUUUUAUUUAAACUGGAGUAUUAUAAUC